This is a messenger RNA of Athene cunicularia (burrowing owl), 3488 nucleotides long. RefSeq names its product cysteine rich secretory protein LCCL domain containing 1 (gene CRISPLD1). Bases 757 to 2298 code for a protein of 513 amino acids. Gene Ontology annotation, cellular component: extracellular region. NCBI's taxonomy places the organism in Eukaryota, Metazoa, Chordata, Aves, Strigiformes, Strigidae. The record is from RefSeq and is a predicted model, not a curated record. The transcript is spliced from 14 exons.
CGCUUUUUCACCCGGGGUGAGGCAGUGACCGUGGCUUUCCUACCUAAAGCAGUCACGUAACGGGCGGUGUUGGAAUACUGUGUUCUUGGAAGUGGUGCUACUUGCUCUGAGAGUUAUCAGUCCUUUCCUUUGUUUGGUGAGGAGAAUCACCCCGUCUCCCCCCAUUUGCUUGUCCGAGUUGGCUACUUUUAGUUUUAUUUGGUUUUUCGAAAUCAAAAACCAAAAACGUUAAUCAAAGUCACAUUUUGAAAUGCACCAGGAGAGGCUAUUUCAUACCUGCUUUAUUGGUUUUCAGUUCACAUUUUGGCAGGGAAUGCAAGUCUUUUAACUUUUCUUGUUCUUAAAUUGCACUACUGGAAGACCUUAUCUCCAGUCUAAUCUUCACUGAUGUCUGGCUUCUUUUAAGUAGAUAUGAAAAGUAUGCUUUCUUGCAUGCAGGCGGUGAAAUGCACAUGCCAGGGUACUGUACAAAACCACUUGAACAAACUGAAGGUUGUAAGGCUGAAGAUAAGCUCUCUUCGCAAAUCAACAGUAUAUACCUAUUAGAGUAAAAAAAAAACAUCAGCAUUCUGGUUUCUCCCCCUAAAACAACAGUGGCAAACUAUACAGACUACAGUUUUUGCUACUUAGUAACUCCAUACAGGCCAGUACUUCAACCUCCAAAUUACAUUACUCUCUCUUAUGCAUUUACAGCCAACAGACCUGGAAGAAAGACUGUCUUGAAGCUAACUCCAGAGCAUUUUGAGAUCAUUCAUCAUGAAGUAUGUAGUACAGGAAUGGCUCAGAGUAACUACCUUGCUAUUCAUAGCUCAAGCAGUUUCUGCAAUGGUUCUUCCCAAUGCCACGCUCUUAGAGGAACUUUUGGAAAAGUACAUGGAUGAAGAUGGUGAGUGGUGGAUCGCCAAGCAGAGAGGGAAAAGGGCUAUCACAGACAGUGAUAUGCAAAGUAUCUUGGAUCUUCAUAAUAAAUUACGGGGUCAGGUGUAUCCACCAGCUUCCAAUAUGGAAUAUAUGACGUGGGACACAGAACUGGAAAGAUCUGCAGAGUCAUGGGCUGAAACCUGUCUAUGGGAGCAUGGGCCUGCGAGCCUUCUUCCAUCAAUUGGACAGAAUUUGGGGGCACACUGGGGAAGGUACAGACCUCCAACAUUUCAUGUCCAAGCAUGGUAUGAUGAAGUGAGAGAUUUCACAUAUCCCCAUCCUCAUGAAUGCAACCCAUAUUGUCCUUACAGAUGCUCUGGUCCUGUUUGUACACAUUACACACAGGUUGUUUGGGCUACAAGUAGCAGAAUCGGUUGUGCAAUUAAUUUAUGUCAUAACAUGAAUAUCUGGGGGCAGAUUUGGCCAAAAGCAGUCUAUCUUGUAUGCAAUUAUUCUCCUAAGGGUAACUGGUGGGGUCAUGCUCCUUAUAAACCUGGCCGCCCUUGUUCCGCAUGUCCUCCUAGUUUUGGAGGAGGCUGCAGAGAAAAUCUUUGUUACAGAGAGGAUUCAGAAAGGCCUUAUUCUCCCCACGAACCAGAAGAGGAAACCAAUGAGAUUGAACGGCAGAGAUCCAAAGCCCAGGAUGCAACAGCGCAAAGCCGGCCAAGAACUCACUCACCCUCAGGCUCCACAGGCGCUGAUGACAGUGAGAAAAAUGAAGUAAUAAGCACACAGCAAAUGUCUCAGAUUGUUUCAUGUGAAGUAAGGCUAAGAGAUCAGUGCAAAGGAACAACUUGCAAUAGGUAUGAAUGUCCUGCUGGCUGUUUGGAUAGCAAAGCCAAAGUUAUUGGAAGUGUACAUUAUGAAAUGCAAUCCAGUAUUUGUAAAGCUGCCAUACAUUAUGGCAUCCUAGACAAUGAAGGUGGUUGGGUUGAUGUCACUAGGCAAGGAAGGAAAAAUUACUUUAUCAAGUCUUAUAGAAAUGGCAUACAGUCAAUUGGAAAAUACCAGUCUGCUAACUCCUUCACUGUCUCUAAAGUAGCAGUUCAAGCUAUCACCUGUGAAACAACAGUGGAACAACUGUGCCCAUUUCAAAAACCAGCCUCACACUGUCCAAGGGUGUAUUGUCCACGCAACUGUAUGCAGGCAAAUCCACACUAUGCUCGUGUAAUUGGAACACGAAUUUAUUCUGAUAUGUCCAGUAUCUGCCGGGCAGCAGUACAUGCUGGUGUAGUCCGCAAUCAGGGUGGUUAUGUUGAUGUUAUGCCAGUAGACAAAAGAAAGGUUUAUGUUGCUUCCUUUCAAAAUGGAAUAUAUUCAGAAAGUUUACAGAAUCCUCCAGGAAGCAAGGCAUUCAGAGUAUUUGCUGUUGUUUGAGCCUAGCAAGGAAAAUCUAAAACAGGCAAGUGAAACCAGAGCACUUGGAAGAGUGUGAUAAAGACCAUUUCUUAUGAUUCCUAAAAUUUGUAUAAAGCUGUAACAUUAUUGUACAGAAGAUGUAUACUGCUUUCCACCAAAAAGUUUAAAUUACAUAUAUAUAUCUUAAUGAAAAAAUCUGUAAAAGUAAACAUGGGAGAAAAAUUAAUUUGAAAAUCUAUAAUGAUAUAUAACAAUACGUUGAAUCCUGUGUUAAAUAUUGCUAUAUUUUCUUAGCAGUUACUCCUAUACAGUUAAUUCAAAGCUCAUAAAUGUUCUUUGUUUUCUUCAUCUGAAUAUAUUAUUGUAUGGUGCUUUAUGUAUGCCACUAACAUUAACCUUAAAACUAUGCCAUAGGGAGGCCUGAGUUUUUAUUUCCAAUGUACAUAAAUGAAGCCAUUCCAAUAAUGCAAUAUAAUAAAUCAUGCCUUAAAGUAAAAUAAAUAUAUAUAUAUAACUUUUUGAUGAUUUACAAUAGCAUUAGCAGUGCAAGCAUAAAUUAAGAGCUAGACUGUUUUCAAUUUCACACUAAUCACAACAAAUACAAAUACCUAUUUUGAAAGAAAAUGGAAAAUAUAAAAUACAGAGAAGUCCUGGGUCAUAUUAGUAUGUUUUCCUCUAAGGAAGUGUUUUUAAGACACUGGGCCAUUCAUGUUUAUUAUUUCUUAAAUAUUUUAAUAAAAUGUUUAUUGGAUGCUGCUAAGCUCUUUAGUUCAAAUAACCAAUUCUUCAUAGCCCAGUCCUUCACAGAUAUUCAGGUAUCUUGGGAUGGGUGAGAGAUAGACUUAUAUAACCCUGAAGGAUAUGAGAAAAUUUUAAUACUGAGAAGUGGCAUAACCUGAAAUUAAGGAAUAAGCCAUCAGUUCUGCAAUGCAGUUCUUCACAUAUACAUGCUUUAUUUUAGUCAUGUGACUCCUUCAAUUUACCUAAAUCGGGUUUCAGCAAAAACGUAGAAUUAUACACAUACAUAAAAAUUUGCAAGCUUGAGGCCUUAAACUGUACAUGGUAUCCAUAUACUAUACAUUAAUAUGAGGGUAAAUGUUCAAACAAACCUUUAAGAAAAUGGUAACAAAGGCUAACCUUGCUCCUCAUGACCUGGCAAAUACUCCUGCAGGCCAGGAAGUAUAGUGGUACGGAGCCCAGUGACAAUU